AAUGAAGUGGAAACUCAAAUUCAAAUGAAAUUGAAGAUGAAAUGAAUGACUCGACUCAACCAGAAAGAAAAGGCUAUAAAUACACAUCUAGCAACAUACACACAGCUUAUGCCAAACCCAAACCAGGUUCUACCUUCUAAGAGAGGGUAUAAGUGGUAAUUCAUUCCAAAACGCAAUGGAAUUUUACUUACUACUACUACUAUAAUCUCUGCUUAAUUAAUUUGUCUUCACUUUGCUACCACCGUCGCUAAAUACAAUGGCGAAGGGUCGCAAAUUCACCGCCAACAGAAACGAGCGUUUGUUGGGAACAAUCUAUUCGCAAAACUCCACCGCCACUCACGAAGUAACCGAUUUCAGGGAAGAGGAAGUGUGGUCCAUCGUGGAAGAUCGUGAUCGUGACCGCGACCGCGAGGUGAAUUUCACUCCCGACGAGUGGGAUUCACGUCCAAUUUCUCGGCGUCGGAACAGAGAUCAGGACCACCGUAACCUUGGCGGUUUGUCUCAGGCGUUUGAGAAUCCAGGGAGUAAUGUCGCGACGACGUCGUCCAGGAUCGUGCACAACCAGUACCGUGCGUCGCAUAGGGCGGUGGCCACGUCAGCGCCGGUGAACGUGCCUGAUUGGAGCAAGAUACUACGUGUCGAUUCGGUGGAAUCGUUGCAUGAUGUGGAUGAAGGUUUUGAUGAUAACGAUUCAGAGAUGGUUCCGCCGCACGAGUAUUUGGCGCGUGGCCGGAAAAUGGCGGCAAAUUCUGUUUUCGAAGGGGUGGGUCGGACCUUAAAGGGACGUGACUUGAGACGGGUUCGUGAUGCGGUUUGGAACCAAACCGGGUUCGAUGGCUGAGUUGGACCGGGUUUAUUCGUCCCUAUUGAUUCUCAGCUAAUCCUGAUUUAAGAGUGGUGGUAAAUUUUAAAAUUUUGGGGGAAAAAAAAUAGUUUCAUUUUUUGGGUUAUUAAAAUUGGAUUGGAUGGGUGGUUUUUUAGGGCAAUGAUUGGGUUUUUAGUGAUCCUAAUUAAGUAAGCUAAGCAUAUGUUUGAACUUUUAGAAUUUGGAUGAAGUUGGUCUAGAGUAUGAACAAUGAAAUCCUGUUUUUGGACAAUUUUAUAUCCCAGUUAUUUCAUCAAGAAGGAAAUAGAAUAUGAUUUGAUGGAAACUAAAAAAUGGCAUGAAAAAACAAUUUGGAUGUCACUUUGUUUAA
Molecule: messenger RNA, 1196 nt
Organism: Trifolium pratense (red clover)
Lineage: Eukaryota; Viridiplantae; Streptophyta; Magnoliopsida; Fabales; Fabaceae
Exons: 1
Coding region: 257-841 (194 amino acids)
Source: RefSeq, a predicted model, not a curated record